CCGUGGGAGGGCACGGCCCCGGGAGGGCUGCAGCUCCAAUGGCGCGCUGUGCUGGCGGGCACGGCCCGUGGGAGGGCACGGCCCCGGGAGGGCUGCAGCUCCAAUCGCGCUGUGCUGGCGGGCACGGCCCCCGGCCGUGACACGCCGCGCUGGCGCCGGGCCCGCCGGAGCGGUGCCGGGGAGGGCGGCGCUGCCCCGCGGCCGAUCGGGCGGUGAGAUGGCGGCGGUGCUGUGGCGCGGAGCUGCCGGGCUUCUUAGCAGAUUGCAGACUUCAUCUCCCACAGUACGAACUCUAUCAUCAACAAAGUCCUUUUCAAGUAAUAUUCCAAGCUGUUUGUGGAAACUGGGCAGACUUAAUCACGUGGCAAUUGCAGUGCCUGAUUUGGAGAAAGCUCAGUCCUUGUAUAAAGAUGUGUUGGGAGCCCAGGUGAGUGAGACUGUUGCUCUUCCUGAACAUGGUGUCUACACUGUUUUUGUGGAGCUGGGAAAUACCAAGCUGGAACUUCUGCAUCCUUUAGGAGAGAAAAGUCCCAUUGCAAGCUUCCUGCAAAAAAACAAGACUGGAGGAAUGCAUCACAUCUGCAUUGAGGUCGAUGACAUAAAAGCGGCUAUGACAGAACUGAAGAAAAAAAAGAUACGAAUAUUGAGUGAAGAGCCAAAAAUAGGUGCACAUGGCAAACCUGUGAUUUUUCUUCACCCUAAAGAUUGCCAUGGAGUGCUUGUGGAACUUGAGCAAGCUUGAACUGCAAUAUUCAUAAAUAAAACAAUAGAAGAGUUGUGAAGUUCCUGGACUGGUGCUGGGAAUACUGAUGUGGUAUUCAGUCUUCACAAGUUCACUGUGGUUCCCAUGGAUGAAGUUCAGCUUUUGAGCACUGAAAUAGUGCUACACAUUUAGGGUCUUUCUUUGUUGUUGCUGAUCUGAUUUUCAGAAUUAAUUUGUUGGCAUUUCUUGAAUUCUCUGUGAUUCUAAACACAAAUGCAUGAGCUAAGUUCAUAUGUAUCGUAGUAAUUUAUAUUUUGUUGUUUGUUUGCAGUAUGAUUUUACCUCUGUAGCCACAGAAACGAUACCAUUUCUAGGUCAAGCUGCAUUAUUUUGCUCUACAUUUCAGAGCAGAGACCCACUUCUCAGUGCCAACAAUAUAGCUUACAUAUUUUCUUUAGAAAUAAAGGAAAAUGAACAUUGUGUUUUCUCUUUUCACCAUUCACCAUCUGCGCUUCACACUGAUUGAUUGGUUCAUGCAAUAAAAAAUCCAUAUAUUAUUGUAUAGGUGUCUGCAAUCAGUAAAUAAGUUUUUCUUUGCAUAACAAUUACUGCCAAGGAAGUUCCUAUGCAUAAAUCAUUAUUUAGUUGUUUUAUGGACGUUGUGGAUAUGCAGGCAAUGCAAGAAGAGAACCUGAAAAUUAUUUCUGUGAUAUAUAUUUCAGACUGUAAUGUAUUUGUGACAUUUUAGUUUUUUUCAUUUUUAAGGUUUUUAAAUUUUUUUCCCAGUCUUUCUCCAUAGAAGGACAUCUUGAAGAGACAUGAAUGAGCAGCAAUUAACCUUUUCACUUACUUUACAAAUAUGGUUUUCCUGUGCAGAAGCACUUACAAAAUCAGUGGCAAACACACACCACAUAAGUCUUGCUUCUGUACAUGGUUGUUAAUAUUAAAGGCCACACCAGCAUGCUGAUGUCACAGGCUGCAGGCACAGUUUUAUGAACUUAUUUAUGGACAGACUUCACUUUACUGGUGUAUAUUACCCAAGAAAUCUUUUCCUGAUACUUUCUUUUAUAGGUUUGUUUUGACAUUUCAGCUGUAGAAAUAGAAGACUUGCUGUUUCUUUAGUUUUCUCAAGCCUUGAAAAGUCAUACUUUCCUAGCUUAACUAAAUCUGAAUUUUAAAUUUUCCUACAUCUCUUCAAAUACAAUAAUAAACUUCAGCUUGAUAUGAAGAUCAUUUUAGUCUAGGCAACUUUUCAUUUAAUGGAAUUAUUUGCCAUGUGUGUCACGUUUGCAGCAACAAAAUACAAAUAGAAAAACGUUGAUCUGAGAUUUAAACAUGUUUUUAAAGACUUUGACACUUCCUCAUGAAUUUUACUUCCGAAAAAAAUCUCUACAAAAUCAUGAUUUUUUUUUAACAAGAUAGUUUUGUACUCAAAAUGAAUACUCCUUCUGUCAUAUUUUAAGAAAAACACAGCCUUCCACAGGGUUUCUACACUUCAUCAAAUCACUGUUUAGAGGCUAGUUUGUGAUCUAAAUUCUAAACUCUGUAAAUUUAGAAAUCCUAAGGCUUAUGAUGGAAACACAGAAUGAUUUAAUAUUCCUGAAAUGUGAUUCAGCCAUUCCAGGAGACAUUCUAUGAGCAAAGCUGCUUUUGUCUUUUCUUUCUGUGAAAGACGAAGAGGUGCCUUUUCUGCGAAACCAACAUAGGAAUGCCAACAGUAAAAGCCUCACUGGUUAAGAUAAUUGAACAGAAGUCUUUAAACCAAAUACCUUAGUUUGGUGCAACAGAAACCAUCCUCCCAUGGUUCAUUCUCCAUUUCUUUGUCCUGUCUGAAGGAGAUGGCCUUUUGUGUGUGACAUCUAUCAAUAUGCUCAGAGUAGUGGCUUGAGGCAGUGCUAGAGAACAGAGAUUUUUAAGUAAACACCACUUGCUCCACCUGCCAAUUGUGCUCCCAAUCUUACUGGCAGAAAGAGGCUUGUAAUACUUUUUAGCUGGUAACCAGCAAUUUUCCUGACUGACUGACAUGGGGUUGCCCAGCUGUAAGAGCGCUGAUGUAUUUUGUUCCUCGUAUCUAAGUCGUGCUCCUGUCUCACUCAGAGUUCAUACCUUUCUUCUGACUACUCCUAAGGUGGAAGUCAAGAAAACACCAACACACACACAACCCCAGCCCUGCAAAAGCGAGUUUAGGUCUGCAAAUUAGUCAGUACCCAAAACUGGAUCAUUCUUACAAGAUUGUACAAUUUGAUGGGAUCAGACCCCUGUAGUUGUCUGGGUGUGUGCUACAGGACAGGAGAAUUUCCCCUUCUGGAGCAAUAGACAGAAUAGCCAA
Prinia subflava (tawny-flanked prinia) is the source of this 3032-nucleotide messenger RNA. It is a transcript of the gene MCEE, whose product is annotated as methylmalonyl-CoA epimerase. Bases 218 to 742 code for a protein of 174 amino acids. Gene Ontology annotation, biological process: L-methylmalonyl-CoA metabolic process. Gene Ontology annotation, cellular component: mitochondrion. The transcript is spliced from 4 exons. The record is from RefSeq and is a predicted model, not a curated record. NCBI's taxonomy places the organism in Eukaryota, Metazoa, Chordata, Aves, Passeriformes, Cisticolidae. Gene Ontology annotation, molecular function: methylmalonyl-CoA epimerase activity.